UCAAAAUCUCCAUUCUUUUCCCCUUUUACAUACUGCUCAGCAUAUCACAAAAACAUUUUGAAUAAACAUGAAAUCUGCUCAUGGGAUCACUCUUCUUAUCCUGUAUCUGCUCUUUUCAGCUCACGUCUUAAAUUACAGUGAAUCUACCCUAGUAAAUGGGUCUUCGGAAAUGGUCCCAUUGGUGGACAAUAAGACGGUGGAGAUGAUGACGACGAUGAUGAUGUUCAACGAGAGCAGAAGAAAGCUGGGGAGUUUCCAGAUAUGUGCUGCUUGCACCUGCUGUGGUGGGGCUAAAGGUGCUUGCUUGCCCUCCCCUUGUUGCUAUGCCAUCAAUUGCAACAUUCCAAACAGGCCUUUUGGUUUCUGCUCUUUUACUCCCAAGACCUGCAAUUGCCUUCGAUGCCAUAUCUAGUUCUCAAGCUUUUAUCAUACCUAUAUUUCCUAAUUUUGGUUUAUUUUAAAAAAAGAAGAAGAAGAAAGAUUCUUGCUUCCGUUGGGAGUUUGAGGAUGAGAAUAUCUGUUCUUUUUUUACCAUUGUUUAAUAAUUUUAUUGGGAGGUUGCUGUUUCCAGGUUAGUUCUUUUGUCUAUAAUUUUUGUUUCUUCAAGGAAGUAGCAUUGCCUGGAAAUAGUCAUAUGCUAAGGAACAAUUGGCCUUGUUUAGUAUGACAAAGAUUCAAGGUGUCUAUUAUUUUACUGUUGCCGUUGUUUUACUUUUAUUGUUUAAUAUAAUUCACAUGUUUAAUGUAUUAGUAGGGUGUGUUACGCUGAAUCCAACUUGGAUCAAUGUAAGGAACUCUUAUUUUAGUAUCAAUUUGCUUUUGGAUAGUGUUUUGUUUAUUUUAAUCCUC
Hibiscus syriacus is the source of this 849-nucleotide messenger RNA. RefSeq lists its product as uncharacterized. Lineage: Eukaryota; Viridiplantae; Streptophyta; Magnoliopsida; Malvales; Malvaceae. Bases 68 to 412 code for a protein of 114 amino acids. The transcript has 2 exons. The record is from RefSeq and is a predicted model, not a curated record.